Verticillium dahliae VdLs.17 is the source of this 1353-nucleotide messenger RNA. RefSeq lists its product as uncharacterized. Bases 1 to 1353 code for a protein of 450 amino acids. The record is from RefSeq and is a predicted model, not a curated record. The transcript is spliced from 2 exons. NCBI's taxonomy places the organism in Eukaryota, Fungi, Ascomycota, Sordariomycetes, Glomerellales, Plectosphaerellaceae.
AUGGCUGGUGAAGCAAAUGCGGCAUCCGUGCCAGACACCGGCUUUCCCAAUGCCCUCCUUGGUCUGGUCAUCCCACACGGCAUCUGCACCCUCUUCAUCCUCGCCCGACUGGCCGCCCGCUUGCUCGUCCUCCGCAAGUGGUUCGUCGACGAUACUCUCAUCGUCUUCUCUUUCCUCGCUUCCACCGGCGUCUGUGUCGUCUACAGCAUCGCCGCCCAGACCCCAGACAUCACACUGUGCCUGACCAAGCUCUCGAUCCUGACGUUCUACCUGCGCGUCUUUGCCUCGCGGGCAAAAGAGAGGCGACUCGUCUGGUGCACCAUCCUCUUCGUCCUGCUGUACGGCGUGCCCAUGCUGCUCAUGAGCGUGCUGCAAUGCCACCCAUCGCCCGGCCACUUUUUCGGGCGGCCCAUGGCCUGCUUCGGCUUCCAGAACCUGCUCAUCGCCUCGGCGACGUUCCACGCCGUGACGGACGUCUGGCUCCUUCUUCUCAUCCUGCCGUGCAUCUCGGGCCUCGACAUUCCCUCCAAGCAAAAGGUCGUCCUGUCCAUCGUGCUGAACCUCGGCAUCUUCGUCGUCGCCGCCGGCGUCGUGAGGCUGAUGCUCAGCGUCAGGGAGGACUGGCGCCCCGACCUCGUCGGCGCCACGGCCGCGCUCGCCUUUUUCGUCAUGACGAUCCUCGAGUGCGACCUCGCCAUCAUCUGCGCCAGCGCGCCGACGCUCAGACCGCUGCUCGCGAGAAUGUACCCGUGGAUCAUGGCCGACCCGCGCCGGAGGUCGAUGAGGCCCCUCGUGCCGGCGAUGCCCGCCGCCCCGACGGCGGUGCGCAGCGAGAACCUGACGGCCGUCAGCUACAGGGGGUAUCCGUGGACGGAGCCGGGGACGCCUGAGCUGGGGCGAAGCCGCAACGGGAGUGUGGGCAGCGGUCUGAACAAGUUGACCAAGACGAGAAAGGGGGCGCCGCGACCGCCCAUGCCGGCUGUUGCGCUCGUGGGCAUGAGGACGCCGACGUCGCUAAGCUUGAGGAGCAUGGUCGGCGGCAUGUCGGCCGGUGCUACGGCGAACAGGAGUCGGCUGGGAAUGGGGGACGACAGGCCGAUACUGGACGUCAGCCGACGGGCGUCAGAGGUGAGCGGGCACCUGGAGGGCGAUGCCGAGUGCCUGGAGAUGGGGCUCGAGAGGCCACGGGCGCUUGGGGAUCGAUGGAGUCGGAGCGAGGAGAGUCUCGUGGUCGGGCUCAACGAUCCGUUGGCGCCGGCGAGCCCGAAGACUCCAACGAGUGUCUACCGGGGUAGGGCAUAUCUCUAUCGGCCGGCAAGCGGAGAGCAGGAGAGGCAGGGUGAUCAGGUGUAA